Paraglomus occultum is the source of this 1757-nucleotide messenger RNA. Lineage: Eukaryota; Fungi; Glomeromycota; Glomeromycetes; Paraglomerales; Paraglomeraceae. The record is from the annotation of a GenBank genome assembly.
GACGUCGACGCUCACGAUCAUCCUCACCGUCGUCCUAUCAAGCAGCACGUAAGAGGAUACGCACAUUCGCGCCAGCUAACGGAGCAUACCCGGAGUCCCACUUCUACAUUGAGAAUACAGACGCGAUCGAAAAGCUGGGCACGUUUCUGUUCGAACGAAAGUUUUGCCUCGUAUGUGGGCACAGACAGAGCGGGAAAUCGACCAUUGCAUUUGCUCUGAAGCGGUGGCUUUACAGCUGUUCAUGGGCGUCCGAUUUUGCAAUAUGCUACAUAUCUUUCAAUAGUGGAGUUGUAUUCGACGAGGGAGUCGAAAAGUUCUGGUGGUCGAUGCUUGACUCGUUACGUGUCGCAGAUCGGAAUGUAUUUUCUUUCGAUAAUCGUAAGGGGAUCGCAACAUCAACUGCCUUCAAGGAAUUCUUCUCGAAGACAUGUUCUUAUCCGCGAAAGCCUACAAUUCUUAUCAUCGAUGAGGCAUCGAAAAUGUAUGAUUUAGGCAAGAACAAUGUCGAUGUCAACACCGACAAGAUUAUUAACGAAUUCAUCGCGACAUUGCGGGAUCUUAGAGAUGACCGUGAUCAGUACUGGUUGUACUCUGUCGUACUGCUGGGCACCGAGUCAGUCAGGGAGGUCCUGGCCACCCGUCAAAGGCCUGGAUCGUCUUCGUUAAUAUCUCCAUUCUCUGCGGAGGCGAGUUUCGACACGGUCCGGUUUACAGUAAACGAGAUUGAGGAUCUACUUCGCCAGUUUUCCGAGGAAAACGGGUUCCAGCUCGAUCUAACUGAAAUUGCUGCAGACAUUUUUCAUCUCACCUUUGGACAUAAGGGACUUGUUGGCUUAUGCGGAUUUUAUCUCGAGUACUUUGUUGUGAACGGCAAACGCAGUGUUUCGUUCGAUGACUGGACGAAACACACUACUGUUGAUUUACCUAUAUUCGUAAUGGGACAGGCAACCUACUAUUCCAUCAUUCGAGCACUCAGACACCUUUCGGUGAAUCAGACGAAAAUUCUUGGCCUGGUCCUCCGCGAUGGAACCCAUAUAGCUUUUCGGGACGAUAAUGAUGUGAAGUUCCUACUAGCGGAGGGAAUGGUAGUAAUUCAGAAACAACUGAAUAUUCGAGAGGUUAUAAUCCAGUGUUCUGCACCCCUUCUUCGGAGCAUGAUGCUUUCACACAUAAGUGGGCCUAGAGUCGACCUAGCCGAAAAUGUGCCAGAUGUUAAUGUUCUUGAUGCACAGUGGUUGCUGGAGCGUACCAUCGAAAACCUAUCCAUUCAGCAUAUAUUCUCUGAGCAGACCGCCAAUGCAAACAGCUAUCCGUCUGACUACGCGUUUCAGUUCGAAUUUAUCACAGUCUUCAAGUGCCUGCUUUCUCGGGCCCAUCCACAUCUUCUCUACCGCGUUCUUCCCGAGGCGAAAGAGUUUGAUGAAGAUGGUAGGUGGCAUCAGCGACUAGACAUACUUCUUCGUAAUGGCAACCAACCUGCAUAUGGAUUUGAACUCGUCGUUGCGGCGAGUAGGACUGAGUUUGACAAACACUGCGUACGUGCUAACGAGUACGGUCGAAACCAUAGCUGUUCCAUGUACAUGGUGAAUCUCUGCGCCAACGAGAAGCUGGCAGGGUACUUUGGACCGAGAAACGUAGCGAUUACUCCAGUACAUGUGAUUUUAGAUGUAAAAAGGGGGGUUGCACAUCUGGUAUUUGAAAACGAAAAAAAGUCCGUGUCAAUCAAGGGUGGUGCGUGGCAAGUGGUCUUUGAAUAA